CUCCAGGACAGAAUGAAUUCGUGAGUGCGCAUCCACAGGAGAGACUUUAAAAUAUGAUUUAGCUUACCGUUUGAUGACUUCUUGGCGAAAGGCCGAAAGCUGUCGCAUGCAGAUGACGACAGGGAAUGAAGACCAGACGCGUUUCUUUAGUGACUUUGUUUUUCACAUUCAAAUCCCCAUUUACAACACUUAGGGUAUUUCUAGAUCAAUAAAUCAAAGCAACGUAGAUUUUGAUAAACACAUAUUUCAUCGUUCUCUGAUGGGAGUCAUUACGUCAUCACCUGUACCCGGAAAUAAACAUCAUUUCAAACGUACGGACGCUCUCCCCGGUUACUAAGCGACAAUUUGUUUUUUACGAUCGUGAUUUCAAGAUUCCCUAAUUAUAGACAUGACCACCUGCGACCGGUUAUGACUAAAUAGCAGUUUGAAACCGGUUGGAACGCACAAUGACAGCUGAGUCGUCGACGUCUGAUUGUUUUUGGAGGAACGGUUGAACCGUUUGAGAAAUGGCCUCAAGAGAGGACGAAAUGUCUCGCGAUGAGCUGAGAAAGAAGCUUUUUCAAACAUUCAAAGACAAGGGAAUACUGGACUCUAUUAAAGCUCAGCUUCGUAAUCAGCUCAUCCAGGAGCUGAAGCCUCGUCCCCUGUCCAGAUCAGAACCUGCCGGAGGAGCUCAGCCUCUGCUGGUCACCGCUUGUAACAACAUCAUCGCUGAUCAUCUGCAACAUUUUGGCCAUGAAUACACACUGUCAGUGUUCUACCCUGAUUGUGGGCUUUCCAAAGAGAAGAUUCUCCGAAGAGAAGACCUUCUUCAGCUCCUUAAAGUUCACCCCAACUCAGAGCUUUACAUCUCAGCGCUUUCCAGUACCAACAGCAAUGGACAGAGCUUUUUAAUGAAUCUUCUUACACACCUGACACAUUGCCACACCCCGACACAGUGUCAUGACACGGACACUCAAACAGCAACAUCAAGAUAUGGAGAGUCUCUCGUUGACAAGUUAAAAAUGAUCGACCAGGAAUACGAAGGCACCGUUCACAAAGAUAGCCAAGGGUUUUCGUUCCAGUCCAGACUGGAGUCUUACAAAAAAGAACUGGAAGCACAGCUGGAAAUGGAAAUGAACACCAAGAUUGAACAUUUUAAAAGCGUGGAACUCGCCAAGAUGAGGAUGGAGGAGAAGUCACAAUUUCAGAAGGAGUUUCAUAAAGUCAAACAGGAUCUGGAGAGGAGCUAUGAGAUGAAAGCCAAAGCAUUACACGACAGAGAGAAGAACGCGAUUGAUCGUUUGCAGAAACAACAGGAGAUUGAGGAAAAGAACAUGUACAUGGAGAGACAUGUGCUGCUGAAGGAGAGCGAGAAGCUGCGGAACAGGGAGAACGAACUGAAAUUUAGAAUGGAAUCUCUUGAAACGACUUCUCAACUCCAUCAGGAAAAGGUGAAGGCGACUGAGGAUCUGCUGCGGAGGAGAGAGCUGGCUGUGAGGACUCUGGAGGACACACACGAUCAGAGGUUGAAGAAUGAACUUUCCAGGUACCAGCUUGAGUUGAAGGAGGAGUACAUCAAGAGAACCGAGACGCUCACAGAGAACGAGAACAAGAAUAAAGAGGAAACGGCUCGUAUCCACAAGGAGUCGGCUUUUGUCAGCGCCAGACUGGAGGAGCACACACAGACACGUGCAGAGCUGCAGAGGCUGCAGGUUGAGCUGGAGACGGCAGAGCAGCAGACGUCCCUGCUGAGUCAGCAAAACGAGCGGCUGCAGGAGCGUCUGGACCACAUGAGCGACUACUCCGUCUUGAGAAAGGAGAAGGUCCAGCUGCAGGGACAAGUGCAGCUGCUGGAGAGACAGUUGGACGAGGCCCAGGAGCAGAACCGGCUGCUCAGCGCAGAUGUCAGGAACGAGGAGCAGGGCCUGCAGCUGGAGCUGCGGAGGCUGCAGAGCACUCGCAGACUGGACGAGGAGGAGUUCAAAACCCAGAAGCAGGUGCUUCAGACGCAGCUACAGGCCGAGGUGGAGCGCUGCGGGCAACUGAAGGUGCAGCUGAUGGAGAGCGAGGAGCGCACCCAGUGGAUGGCCACUCACAUGGAGGAAAUCAAAACACAGCUUCGGCAAACUCAACAAGCUCUCGAAAACGAAGUGCUGCGUAACCCCAAGCCAUCCCUUGUGGAUCGCUCGGUCCUGGAGCUCAGUCCAAACAGGCUGGUUCCGUCGGACGUCUUUGUGGAGAGGGGCGCGUCGAGAUCCAGGACGGGUCAUGAUGAUGUUUGCAAAGCAGGUGGAGUCCAGUCCUCGUGGAAGGGCUCUCCAGACUGUGACAAGAAGUUGGUGGCUGAAGCAAAAGCUCAGAUCCUGGAGCUGUGGAAGGAGGCCGAGACCUUGCAGGAGGCCUUCAGGAACUACCAGCAGAUGGCAGCGCAACCCCCCACCAGUCAGCUCCUUCCAUCCAGACCCUUUUCUCCUCUUCAGUUCCCUAAGCCAAACUACACUCCCACCCCCUUCCUCUCAGAUCUGAGGAAGACCUCCGCACCUGCUCGGCCCCAUGUCCCAAACCCGACUGACAAACCCCAGCUGAAACACUCUGGCCUUUUCACCGACCUGCGUUCAGUGGGUGGAAGCCCACAGAUUGAACAAUCACCCCCUUCACCAAAAAAGCCCCCGAGAAGAUCCACUGAAGACUUGUCGGAAGAAGUUCUGUCCUGGCACUUCACCGACCAGAUGCCUCGUGUUCCCGACCCUGCAGCCGUCCAUGACAAGUUGUCCCGCUCGGGUCACUCCUCCCCCGAGCUGCCUCGGAGUCCUCAGCUGCAGAGCACAGCGAGAGACCCACCCAGUGCACCACCACUUCACCAUGUCGGCUCCAGCACGGAGUCGUCACCGAAGCCGGAGAGCAUCAACAUAGAAGAUCUCACUGAGGAGCUGCCAGCAGGCCACAUUCCAGAGCUUCUCCUGGACACUGGCGUCCCCCUCUUCAAGCAGUCCCCUGACGGCCCCUCGGUCCCCCUGCCACAGACUCCACCACGGGACAUCCGGGUCCACUCGCCUGGCCCAGAAGAACCGCCUCGACACACGCCUGAAGAUGAGGAGGCCAGAUGGGAACAAGAGAGAAGAGAGCGACAGGAGCAGAGACGCCUGGAGCAGGAGGAGGCCAGAGAGAAGGAGCUCCAGGAGCUGGAGCGGAUGGAGAGGGAAAUGCAGGCGCAGCAGCCAGACGAGGAAAGUGGAGGAGAAGAGAAGGACGAGGAGCCCAAACCGGCGGUAGAGAAUCCACUGGACAAAUACAUGAAGAUGGUCCUGGAGGCCCGAGAGAAGCAACAAACAGAGAGUCCCAAGCUAGAAGCUUCGAGUCCCGAGCUGAAGACUCUUUCAGAAGAGAAGGAAAUCAGCGAUGUGCAGUUCUCUCAGCACGAGGCAGACAACGAGGACGACUUCUGGUGAACGCCGUGGUGGUUGUCAGUGCUGUUCUGAUGUUCUGUCACCAGAAAGGUUUUCUUCUGAUUCUCUGGUCUGAACUCGUGGAUGUUUGAUGUUUCAUAGUGUUCAAUAAAGUUGUGGAUCAGCAAGUCCUCAGACACCUUGAGACAUUCUCGUGCCAGAGUGGAGAUGUUGUGUCUAUAUGUUUAAGACACAGGGUUCAGAUGGCGAGGAAACAGUGGCGCCUCGUCCGUGAAGGACUGUACGAGUGUCCAAUCACAGGACGCGUCGAGCUCCAAGGCCUUGCUGCUCGUGAGCAACACGAGCCAGCUGAGUUCCCAUUGGAUAAAAACUCUAAACUAGAAAAACA
Messenger RNA from Synchiropus splendidus (mandarinfish), 3777 nucleotides. It is a transcript of the gene ofd1, whose product is annotated as OFD1 centriole and centriolar satellite protein. Gene Ontology annotation, molecular function: protein binding. Bases 507 to 3431 code for a protein of 974 amino acids. NCBI's taxonomy places the organism in Eukaryota, Metazoa, Chordata, Actinopteri, Syngnathiformes, Callionymidae. The transcript is spliced from 22 exons. Gene Ontology annotation, cellular component: ciliary basal body; centrosome. The record is from RefSeq and is a predicted model, not a curated record. Gene Ontology annotation, biological process: epithelial cilium movement involved in determination of left/right asymmetry.